Melanaphis sacchari is the source of this 2529-nucleotide messenger RNA. RefSeq lists its product as uncharacterized. The record is from RefSeq and is a predicted model, not a curated record. Bases 187 to 2529 code for a protein of 780 amino acids. NCBI's taxonomy places the organism in Eukaryota, Metazoa, Arthropoda, Insecta, Hemiptera, Aphididae. The transcript is spliced from 11 exons.
ACGACAGAAAUAUUAAAUGAACAUCAAAUAUCUGCAGAUGAUAUACAUGAUUUAACACCUCCAGCUGCAUUUUCUACUCCAAUCAUUUUUAAAUUACCAGAGCAUAGAAACGAUUUAAUUAAUUUCUCUUGUAGUGAAGUAGAAGCUUUUAAUCUUCAAACUAGUCAUGAUGAUGAACGUACUAAAAUGACUACUGAAUGUAAAAAAGUACCCUUAGUUGGUCGAAGGAUAGUAGACAUUUUUCACAUAUUUGAACAAAUUAGAACGUUUCGACAUGAAAGUGGUUUCGAUUGUACAUUCAGUGAUAUGGAAUAUGUUUCAGAAAAAUUGAACGGCUAUUUUUCUACAUUUGAAUUCAAGUGUAAGAUGUGUUGUAUUAAAAUGCGUAUUUCGUCAGAAAAUAUAAAAGCUGACUAUUUGACUAUAAAUAAAGCGGUUUUAAAUGGCACUGUUGCAAUCGGCAUUGGACAAAGACAAUUGACAGAAUUUUCAGCUGCAUUAGAAAUGCCUUCUAUGGCUAAUACGACGUAUUCAAGAGUUCACAAAUCGAUGCAUUCUAGUAUCCACGACAGUGCUCGGACAGAAAUGUUAAAAGCUGGCGAGGAAGAGAGGAGGUUAGCAAUUGAAGAUGGAGACGUCGAUGAAGAUGGAAAUGCUCUAUGUACUGUGGUAGCAGAUGGCCAAUGGGGUAAAAGGAGCUACAAGUCGAAAUACGACGCACUAUCUGGAGUGGCAACUAUUAUAGGAUAUAGGACAAAAAAAGUACUAUUCGUCGGGAUUAGAAAUCGAUAUUGUGUCGUAUGUCAUCGCGCAGCUUUAAAACAAAUUGAAAAGCCUAAACAUAGCUGUUUUAAAAACUGGAAUAAAUCGGCUACUAGUAUUGAAGCUGAUGGUGUAGUAGAAGGAUUUCAAAAAAGUAUUGAAAUGCACAAUUUGAAGUACAACAAAUUAAUCGGCGAUGGAGACAGUAGUGUCACUAAACGUCUCAACGAAGUUUUACCGUAUGGUCCUAAUUUUUUAAUACAGAAAAUCGAAUGUAGAAACCAUUUAUUAAGAAAUUAUUGCCAAAAACUUACUGCUGCUGCAAAAAAAUGUAUAUAUCCUAUAAAUGUACGUAGAUUUAUUUUAUCAAAUAUCAUGAGGUUUAGGACUGGUAUUGUAACAGCUAUUAAGUAUAGAAAAAAGGAGAAUAAGCCUACAACGCAACAAGCUUCAGAUUUGGCAAAUGAUAUAAUGAACAGUCCGUAUCACAUAUUAGGAGAACAUAACAAGUGUGACAAAUAUUUUUGUAAAGAAUCUAAAACUGGUGAUCAAAAUUUAGUUUCCAUCGCUGAAAACUGUGGUUUAAUGAGGGAAAUUAAUAUGGCUAAUCGGCGUUUAUUCAACAAUGCUCAGAGUCUCUUAAAAAAUGUUGACAAUAAUAUAUGUGAGCAAUUUAAUAGCAUGAUUAACAAAUACAUUGGUGGCAAAAGAACAAAUUUGUCUCAAAAACACACAUAUAAUACGAGAGUAGAGGCAGCUGUGAUUGCAUUUAAUUCACAAUCGUAUUUACGCACAAUUCAUAAAUCUAUAACCAAUGCAAGUCCAGGAACAUUUGGAAAACGGUUUUUAUCAGACGCUAAAAGAAUAAGAAUUAAUAACUGUAGACGAAGAAUUUUAUUUCCUAAAAAUAAAAUACACUUAAAAGUUAAUGGGCCUGACGAGGAUUAUGGUUUGUCUGAACCAUUGAUAGAAGAUAUUUCAGAAGAAGAUAUAAAACAAAAAAAAAUUGCGUUCAUUAAGAGCCUUUCUGAAAUGGAUCGAAGUUAUUUGGAAAAAGAAACUAGAAAUCAAGCUGACUCUCAACUUUGGCAUGUCGAAAGACGAAACCGAAUAACUGCAUCAAACUUCGGCAAAAUAUGUAAAAUGAGACCACAUACGUCUUGUAAAAAUACCGUUUAUGGUUUACUGUAUGGUAACAACAUACAAGCAAAGGCGUUGGAUUAUGGAAAAAGUAUGGAGCCAUAUGCUAGAAAUGAAUUUGAAACUAAAUUUGGGUUAAAAGUUUCUCCAGCUGGUCUAUGUGUGGAUUCUGAAAUACCAUAUUUAGCAGCAAGCCCAGAUGGUUUUGUUGAUUAUGAUUCAUUGAUUGAAAUUAAAUGCCCAUACUCAGCAAAAGACUGUGAUACCAUAAUUCACGCGAUAAAGGAAGGAAAAAUUAAGUAUUGCAGUAUAAAAAAUAUAAACGAUGAAAACAUAACUGAACUAAAAAAAACAUGUGAUUAUUAUUAUCAGAUUCAAGGGCAGUUGCAUAUAACCAGAAGAAACCUAUGUUAUUUUAUAAUAUAUUCUGAAAAAUGGAUUUCAGUUGAAAAAAUCAUUUACGAUGAACACUUUUGGUCCGAAAAAAUGUUAGAUUAUUUAAAAACAUUCUAUAUGGAAUGUUUAUUGCCAGAACUUAUAAAUCCUCAAUAUUGUAAGCGGAUAUUGAUAAAUGAUAUUAAAGAACCCGAUCAUAUAAAAAAGCAACAAAACAAAAAAAUAAAAUAA